GAGGCUGCUAAAGAAUCAAUCUUUAUGGCCAACCCAGCCAGUUGUCCCUCAUGGCCUUACUUUUAGCCAUUCUAGGACCGUCCAAGGGUGCCGUUACCCUCUUAUGUUUAUAUGAGCAAGUGGCUAGAGUUACCUUGUAAUCUUUGAAGGGUGUGGAGCUUGAGCAUUGGAGCUUUCACUUGCCAGUAUUGGUUUGUCUGAGAGGCAUGGAAAUAAGCGAAGGUUGCAAGAAAGUCUGCGUUCUACUACUCUAUUUGACGAUUGCAGCUACUUCCUUCGCUCAUUGCGAUGCAAGAAGAUCGAUGCAUCUAUCCAGAGGUCCAGUGCAUGCAGGAAGUUCAAUAAUCAAGCAAGCACAAGAAUUGAAAGUGACGAAGCGCUUUGACUUGGCUUCAUUGCUUCUGCAAAAGGAAACAAUGGAUUCAUCAAAUGCUGGUCCCUAUGUGAGCUCACCAUUUACUUUGCCGCCUUAUGAUUCAUUAGGACCAAUUUCAUUGCCCGAUAAUGCCCCUCCAAAUUGCGUCUACCCCCCAAACACCCCACAACCACCUUCCACAGCAAUUUCAACUCCAACGGGAUCAAUGCCAUCUUCACCUCCACCACCCUUCGCUUAUGUACCACCAGUUUUCCCCAUCUCAAACCCGCCUCCAUGCCCAGCUGGUGAGGUACCUGGCCCACCCAGUUUUAACCCGAUUCCAAAUCCACCUGAAGUAGUACCUAGCCCACCCAUUAACAUUCCGGGCACACCAGAAGGAGCCGUACCUAGUCCUCCGGGAUCAGUACCUAGUCCAACCAUUUAUGUUCCAGGCCCACCAGAAGCUGUACCUGGUCCCCCUUAUUAUGAGCCUAGCCCACCAAGCUAUACCACUAGCCCGCCCACUUUUGUUCCAUCUCCAACUGGAUUUGUUCCAAGCCCAAGGGGUUUUCGCCCACCUGUGGUGUAUCCACCUCCGACGGGGCCACCAUCUCCAAGAACAAGCCCAUUCUCAUCCUUAUGGUGUGUAGCCAAGCCUUCGGUGCCCGAUCCGAUCAUUCAAGAAGCAAUGAAUUAUGCUUGUGGGUCUGGGGCAGAUUGUGACUCGAUUCAACCCAGUGGGUCAUGCUUCGAACCCAAUACAUUGUUUGCACAUGCUUCCUAUGCUUUCAAUAGUUACUGGCAGAGGACCCGAGUGGCUGGUGGUUCAUGUUCAUUUGGAGGGACUGCCAUACUAGUCACCGUGGAUCCAAGCUAUGACGGUUGUCAUUUUGUCUACGGGUGAUGAGAUGAAGGCAAUUCGUCUUUUGGAGUGAACAAGGAAUAGCAAACCAGCCUCCACGACCAAUCCCUUCCUCUCCUUUCAUUAUUUCUCAAUGAAUUUAUAGGUUCAAGCAUAAAUUUUGUAAGUAAUGCCACGUGGGCUGUAUCCUUAGGUGGGUCCCAAGUAGAUCAGGCUUGGAUUUCUAUUUCAGCCGAGGUUGUCAUCCUCGUCGUGGAAUUCUUCCUUUCGUGCGAGGGACAUAUACUUCUCCGCAUGAGUUGUACAAAUUUUAUUAAUUAGAAUUAGAACAUACGAGAAGGUGAGUCAGGUGACUCGGACUCUCUACGAGUUCACUAAAAUAAAGACACCUGUUUGGAGAUGCUUAAUUUCGAGGAAAUAAGACGAGACUCGAUUUCCGUGGAGAUAUCUUCGUGUUGAUUAUAUAUUGAUAGCAUCUCGCUGGCUAGAGAAGAUACAGGCUGUUGUGUGCCCUCGGUCCUGUAAUUGCACCGUGAAUUAGUGGCUGAUAUCCAUAUGUGAUCACUGAGAUUGCAUGCUGGGUAUUGUUCCGUUCGAACAUCUUCUUCUUCUUCUUCUUCUU
Populus euphratica (Euphrates poplar) is the source of this 1839-nucleotide messenger RNA. Its product is annotated as extensin-like. The coding region runs from base 207 to 1259 and encodes 350 amino acids. The transcript has 3 exons. NCBI's taxonomy places the organism in Eukaryota, Viridiplantae, Streptophyta, Magnoliopsida, Malpighiales, Salicaceae. The record is from RefSeq and is a predicted model, not a curated record.